Penicillium riverlandense is the source of this 1314-nucleotide messenger RNA. Its product is annotated as NAD(P)/FAD-dependent oxidoreductase. The transcript has 2 exons. Lineage: Eukaryota; Fungi; Ascomycota; Eurotiomycetes; Eurotiales; Aspergillaceae. Bases 1 to 1314 code for a protein of 437 amino acids. The record is from RefSeq and is a predicted model, not a curated record. Gene Ontology annotation, molecular function: saccharopine oxidase activity; sarcosine oxidase activity; flavin adenine dinucleotide binding.
AUGGCUAUUGCGAAAUCCUCGUCCAUACUCAUCAUUGGGGCAGGAACUUGGGGUACAUCCACUGCCCUCCAUCUGACUCGCCGGGGAUACACCAAUGUCACAGUCCUCGACCCUUAUCCAGUGCCGUCCUCGAUCUCCGCUGGCAACGACAUCAACAAGGUGAUAUCUUCCGGACAAUACAGUAACAGAAAGGAUGAAAUCGAAGUCAAUGAGAUCCUUGGUGACCAAGCAUUUGAGGGAUGGACGAAGGAUCCCCUCUUUCAACCGUAUUACCAUGACUCGGGCCUAUUAAUGUCCGCCUGCACUCCAAAUGGUCUCGAUCGACUGGGAGUGCGUGUUAGACCGGGAGACAGCUCUAAUCUGGUAGAAAUCUCUACACCUGAGGAAUUUCGAAAGCUGGCUCCUCCCGGAGUGCUCCAAGGUGAGUUUCUGGGAUGGAAAGGAUAUUUUGCCAAGUCAGGUGCAGGGUGGGCUCAAGCUCGAGACGCUCUUGUUGCAGCAGCUCGCGAAGCCCAACGCCUCGGAGCCAAAUUUGUGACGGGCAAUUCCAAAGGCAAAGUAAUUACUCUCAUAUUCGAGAACAAUGAUGUGAAGGGCGCUGUUACUGCGGAUGGCAAAAUUUGGCAUGCGGAGCAAACGAUCAUGUGUGCCGGUGCAAGCGCUGGACAGUUCCUCGAUUUCAAACAACAGCUACGUCCGACAGCCUGGACAUUGGUUCAUAUCAAGCUAAGACCAGAGGAGCGUGCCCUUUACAAGGAUAUGCCUGUGAUCUUCAACAUCGAAAAAGGCUUCUUCUUUGAGUCAGACUCCUCUGGCGAGAUCAAGAUUUGCGAUGAACAUCCCGGAUAUGUCAAUAUGGUGCAGUUUGAGGAUGGGUCAGUUCGCAGUAUACCGUUUGAAAAGACGCAGGUCCCGAAGCAAUCCGAAGUCAGAAUCAGGGCACUGCUUAGGGAGACUAUGCCACAAUUGGCAGACCGUCCUUUCAGUUUCGGAAGGAUUUGCUGGUGCGCUGAUACCGCUAAUCGCGAGUUUAUCGUCGACCGCCAUCCCUCACACCCUUCUCUUAUUCUCGGCUGCGGUGCUUCUGGUAGAGGUUUCAAGUAUCUCCCAUCAAUUGGAGGCCUUAUUGUGGAUGCAAUGGAGAACAAAGUUCCCCAGAAAAUCCAUGAGGUUAUCAAAUGGGAUCCUGAAUCUGCAGUGAACAGGAACUGGAAUGACACCUUGGGAAGAUUCGGGGGCCCUAACACCGUCAUGGACUUCAAAGAAGUAAAGGAAUGGACAAAUCUAGAGCCGAGAAACAUCUCAAAGUUGUAA